Malus domestica (apple) is the source of this 3457-nucleotide messenger RNA. Its product is annotated as E3 ubiquitin-protein ligase JMJ24. Gene Ontology annotation, biological process: regulation of transcription by RNA polymerase II. The record is from RefSeq and is a predicted model, not a curated record. Lineage: Eukaryota; Viridiplantae; Streptophyta; Magnoliopsida; Rosales; Rosaceae. Gene Ontology annotation, cellular component: histone deacetylase complex; chromatin. Gene Ontology annotation, molecular function: histone H3K9 demethylase activity; chromatin DNA binding; transcription coregulator activity.
GUUUCACAGAUGUCGGAAAAUAGCCGGAAGAGCAAAAAGAGAAAACACAAGUUAAAAGGUAAAAUCGAAAUUAAACCCAAACACAAACACUAGAACGACACGGACAGCUAGAGAGAGAAAGAGAGAGAGAGACGCCGUCUCCUUCCAUUGAAUUUAUAUGCUUCAGUGCCUUCGUCCGCUGCCGUCUCAAUGAAACCCUAAUUUCAGCAUUCAGGAUUUGGGUCUUUAACUUAGGCAGUGGAGGGGAGAGACUGUUUUUUUAACUUAAAUACCGUGCCUUGGCGCAACGGAAAGGUUGCUCCUUUAUGACCAAAAGGUCACGGGUUCAAGUCGUGGAAACAGCCUCUUUGCAAAGCGAGGUAGGUCUUGCAAGCAUAACACUGUAAGCAGUGUAAAAGAACUGUGACGAGUUCGCUGUAAUGGAUCAACCACGUUUGGCCCUUGGGAAUGGUGACGAUAAUGUCGGGAUUCCGGAUGAUUUGCGAUGCAAGAGAUCAGAUGGGAAACAGUGGAGGUGCACUGCCAUGUCUAUGCCAGAUAAAACAGUAUGUGAAAAACAUUACAUCCAGGCAAAGAAGAGGGCAGCUAAUUCUGCAAUGCGAGCAAAUUUGAAAAAAGCCAAGAGGAAGUCGUUAGGUGAAAGUGAUAUUUACUUAGAGAGUAAGAGUGAUGAUUUGGAUGUACCACUUGCUAGCGUGAAGUCACAGGAGAGAAAGUACAUGGAGAAGGUAUCAAAAAAUCAUUUUCGUUAUUCACUUGAGAGACCACCCGUGAAGGGUUUAUCUGUGCGUAAUUCUCCAAAACCAAAGGACGAAAUGGACUUGGAUGAGUAUGAGGAAAAUUGGAGGUCUAAUAAGUCACCACCUGCUAAUGCUUUGGACUCAUCCAGGAACAGACCGCAGAGGAGUUUUGAUGUUAAUGCUAUGACAGUUUCGGAAGACUCUGAUGGAAGAUCAGAAUCCUCUGAAGAAACUGGUGGCCAAACUUGCCAUCAGUGUCGGAGGAAUGACAGAGAGACAGUCAUUUGGUGCCUCAAAUGUGAUAGAAGAGGAUACUGUGACAGCUGUAUUUCAACAUGGUACUCGGACAUCCCAUUAGAAGAGAUUCAGAGGUCCUGUCCAGCAUGUCGUGGCACUUGUAAUUGCAGAGUGUGCCUACGCAGAGAUAAUUUGGUAAAGGUAAGGAUAAGAGAGAUCCCAGUGCUAGAUAAGUUGAAAUAUCUCCACUGUCUGCUGUCUUCAGUGCUUCCUAUAGUUAAGCAAAUCCAUCAAGUACAAUGCUUUGAAGUUGAACUGGAAAAAAAGCUUCGCGGAACUGAUAUAGAUCUUGCCCGGACAAAAUUGAAUGCAGAUGAGCAAAUGUGCUGCAAUUUCUGUAGAAUUCCCAUCAUUGAUUAUCAUUGGCACUGUUCCCGCUGCGCGUAUGAUCUCUGCCUUAACUGUUGUCGAGAUCUUCGAGAAGCAUCCAUGCCUGGUGUUAGAGGAGAGGUGGUAGAGAAUCAAAUUGGUGAGGAUAGGCGAGAAAAAGAUACCAAGUUGGAGCAACCAAAAUUGUCCAAAGUCAGAGUAAAUUUAGCAGACAAGUUUUCCAACUGGAAAGCCCACAGUGAUGGAAGUAUCCCUUGCCCUCCAAAGGAGUAUGGUGGCUGUGGCCAUUCAUCGUUGAAUUUAAGCCGUAUCUUUAAGAUGAACUGGGUUGCAAAACUAUUAAAAAAUGCAGAGGAAAUGGUUAGUGGCUGUACAGUCAAUGAAGCUGUCAAUCUGGAGAAAACUGGGCUUAACGAUCCAAGACUUAGCCAGUAUGCUCAUAGAGAGGAUAGCGAUAAUUUCUUGUACUGUGCUGCAUCUGAAGAUAUCAAAUCUGAUGGGAUUGGCAAUUUUAAAAGGCAUUGGCAUAGGGGUGAGCCCAUCAUUGUUAAGGAGGUGUUUGAUAGCUCAUCAAUUUCAAGCUGGGAUCCAAUGGUUAUAUGGAGAGGGAUUCGGGAGACCGCAGAUGAGAAAUUAAAGGAUGAGAACAGAAGGGUGAAGGCCAUAAAUUGCUGUGACUGGUCUGAGAUUGAUAUUGAACUUAGUGAAUUCAUGAAAGGCUACUCCGAGGGAAGAGUUAAUGAAAAUGGUAUGCCAGAAAUGUUGAAACUCAAAGAUUGGCCUUCUCCUAGUGCAUCUGAAGAGUUCUUAUUAUAUCAGAGACCUGAAUUUAUCAGCAGACUGCCCUUACUUGAGUAUAUUCACUCCAAGUUUGGUCUUUUAAAUGUUGCUGCAAAACUGCCACACUAUUCUUUGCAAAACGAGGUUGGACCUAAGAUUUUUAUUUCUUAUGGGACCUAUGAGGAACUUGGUAGACACGACUCCUUGACCAAUCUCCAUUUCAACAUGCAUGACAUGGUAUACCUGCUGGUGCACGCAUGUGAGGUAAAGCUAAAAGGUUUGCAGAAGACAAAGAUUGAGAACACACAAAAAUCCGAGGAAUCUGAGGUUGAAGAAUCAUCCGGGGAUCUUCAAAUGGGUAUGGGAGAGGAUACAAGGUCUGAUGUAUCACUUCUUGGUCAGAAUGUGGAGAAUGAAUAUGGGGCAACCUUGGCCUCAGAUAAAGAUGAGAGUACGGCAGACCAUGGACAUGAAUCCACUCCUAUGGUUGAAGAUGACACCGCCAACUGUGAACAGUUAGAGAGAGACGGUAAAGAUGUCUCUGAAAAAACUCAUCUGGGAGUUAUUUGGGAUGUUUUCCGUCGACUGGAUGUUCCAAAGCUGACUGAGUAUUUGAGAAUACAUUGGCAAGAAUUUGGGAAGCUCAAUGAAACAAAUAUUUUUGUAACAUUGCCUCUUUAUGACGGGACAUUGUUCCUGAAUGCGGAUCAUAAAAGAAAAUUGAAGGAGGAAUUUGGAAUUGAGCCAUGGUCCUUUGAACAACAUUUGGGGCAAGCUGUUUUUAUUCCCGCUGGAUGCCCUUUUCAAGUCAGGAGUCUUCAGUCAACUGUUCAGCUGGGUCUUGAUUUCUUAUCUCCUGAAAGCCUCGGUGAGGCUGCACGACUAGCUGAUGAGAUUCGCUGUCUUCCAAAUGACCAUGAAGCAAAGCUACAAGUGUUGGAGGUUGGACAACGGAAAUUUUCCUUAGAAGUAGGAAAGAUAUCACUUUAUGCGGCAAGUUCAGCCAUUAAAGAGAUUCAGAAGUUGGUACUCGAUCCAAAACUUGGAGCAGAACUUGGAUUUGAAGAUCCAAAUCUGACCGCGGCAGUUUCUGAGAAUUUGGAGAAAAUGACUAAACGAAGACAGAUAACUUGUGCUUGAAUCCGUCUGCACGGUUUAGAUGAAGAAAAUUUCAUUAGAGGGGCGGCUAGACGCCUUGACGUGUUUUUCUCGAUGUAUAAAUGUGCUUAUAUGCUGCACUUGAAGAAUUUUUCGAACAACAAUGUAGCACUUGUGCCAUUAGUUAAUGAAAAAGUGAGUAAAUGCCAACA